Molecule: messenger RNA, 948 nt
Organism: Symbiodinium necroappetens
Lineage: Eukaryota; Dinophyceae; Suessiales; Symbiodiniaceae
Source: the annotation of a GenBank genome assembly
AUGGAUGAUCUGGGAAACUUCCAGCUCCAGUUGCAGGUCUUUGCCGCCUCGGUUCCGGGCCUUGCAGAAACUCCGCUUGGCUCAUGGGCCGAGCAAAGGCCGAGCGUGGAGAUCUGCCUGGGAGAUAUCUGCAAAGAGACGAAGGUUGCGACAUGGGAUGAAGCCGCAGGCAGUUCUAGAGCAACCUGCUGGAUACCAAGCGGGCAAGAGUGUCCGUGGCGCUUUGAUGACACCCUGACCUUCACAACCUCCGUGGAAGAAUUGAACGCGCACUCAGCUUUGAGCUUUCGUCUUCGAGUCCAAAGUGGCCUCUCGCUGGGUGUAGUGACAGUGAAACUUCCGACAGAUAUUCGCGCUGUGGCUACCGCAGAUCUUCUCCGGCAUGUGCUGCCUAUAUGCAAUCCCACGCAGCCUGGCGAGAGGUUCCGAUACCAAAGUUCGGUGCAGAUGGUCACUUUAAAAGCAGUAGACGCAUCCGAAGCCGGUUCCAUUGCAGUUCUUUUCGCCUUGGAUGCAAAUCCCAAAGAAGUGUUAGCAGCCGCCGCAAGCAUAACCGCCGCUACGAAGCCGUCCUUGCGAAGAUCGGAAGCGACCACGCGGCCACCAUGGUGGCUUGAAUGCUGCAGCUCAGAGCAGGGACGGCGAGUGUGUUCAGAGCACUGUGCCGAAGACCAGGCUGAACAGGAUGGAGACACUUCAUUGAAUUUGCCAACUCUGCUGCGACGGCCUGAACCCCCGUCACUGCCGUCACCAGAACAGGCGCCGGAUGGAUGGAUCUGUCGGCGGGGUCCCGGGGGACGAAUGUUUUGGCAUCACAAAGCCCUGGGGCCUGCACCAUGGGAAGCUGUACCCUCUGGCUUGAAGAACAACCGGGCCUUUUACAGGUCCAUCAUGGGGAAAGUCGCGGACCUGUCAGAUCUACCUCAAAGCUCAGACUCCAUGCUCUGA